Aspergillus aculeatinus CBS 121060 is the source of this 1848-nucleotide messenger RNA. RefSeq names its product TFIIIC subunit 6 family protein. Bases 428 to 1630 code for a protein of 400 amino acids. The transcript has 3 exons. The record is from RefSeq and is a predicted model, not a curated record. NCBI's taxonomy places the organism in Eukaryota, Fungi, Ascomycota, Eurotiomycetes, Eurotiales, Aspergillaceae.
GAGACAGCAAAAACAAGCCUAAGGCCCAAAGCAGAGCCAAGGGAAUGAAUGAAUGAUGCAAUGCAGCAGUCAUUUGUCAAUUCGAUUAGUCAAGGCUGAAACCAGUUAACUAGACUUAAGAAAGUCAGUCACUGAGAGUUGAUUCUGGAGUAGAUGAUCAGCUGGAUCAUGCGAUGAAAGCUGCGAUGAAAGAUGCUCAUGAAUGAGUUUACUUGGUGAAACUGAUUGAUCUUUACCCCAAUCGGGCAGCCGCCCGCGAUGACUCGGGACCUAUAGAUUGGUCGAUUCCGGACUCACCGCCUUGAUAUGCCGGUUCUAAACUUAUUCAUGUGUUGAUGGUUGAUGGUUGAUAGAUACCUUAUACUACUCUCAUCAACUCACGGUUCUUCCAGGGAACAGACUGUCCAUACUAUAAACCAACCACACCAUGUCGCUUCCUCCGCCUAUCCCGGUCGAUCCGGCCAUGUUAGUGGACCAGCCCCAUCUCGAUUCCGACAUCGACUCGGACUAUGAAUAUGAAUAUCAUCCCACCGAAACUGAGACCGUCUAUCUCACCCUUGACCUCACGUCUCUCCACGGCCCACUUCGACCUCCUCGCCGUCGACAACCUUCCGCGACUGCCGCCUCAUCAGCAUCAGCAACAGCCACCAACAUCUCCGACGAACCCGAUGCCGCUGAGUUCACCCAUGUGGAGUCCCCAUCCGAUGGCCUACAAAUCCUUGGGCUUCACACCCCUAACCCCAUAAUUUCAUACCAGAACCAAAUCUUCAGCGGCACCUGGGCCGAUCAACUCGGCACCGACCUGAUCUUUGCUCGUCCAGACGAAGGAGGGAGAGGAGGAGCGGAGGAACAACCAGGGGAGACUGCACCGUACGACCCGUAUGGUAGCCACCGCACAGAGCAACCCGACACUCCUCUCCGUCACGGACACACCUACGACCUCCUCGCCGCCCCGAGCAUUAAGAUUAUAGGCCGCAAAGCCAAUCUCAUCUCCGCUAGCCAAUCCUCGGCGGUGGCAGCAGCAGCAGCAGCACCGGGAUCAGACGAAGGGGUAAACCCUAACCCUGGGCAGUCUGACUACCCCCCUUCUGGCCUCACGCCCCCCGUAUCAACAACCGGAAUUAUCCGUGCCCCCAACCACCCCGCAAGCAACCAAAUGCGGUUCCUCGAACGUCUGGCUAGUCUGAAGCGAAGCAAGGGAGAGACCGACACGGUGCGCACCGUCUUCAGCACCAAACGGAUCCAGUCUGACCAUGCAUCGUCGAUGGGCGGGCGGGCGCUCGGCUGGGCGCGCACCGACGAACAGCUGGCGGAAAUCCAGCGCUUGAAUGAGCUGGCGUUGCAGGGUGAUGCGGCUGCGAUGGCCGAGCUGGAGGCGCUGUACACCCGGCUUGGUGAGGAUGUCGAGAGGGAGGUGGGGAGCGAUGACGAUGACGAUGACAAUGACGAUGACGGUGAUGGCGAUAAUGACGAUAAUGGUGAUGAUAAUGAUAUCGAGAUGGGAGGCGUGGCGGGAGAGCCGGAGGUUGCCGGGGAGGAUCCCACGCGGGAUCUAAAUCACGACCAGUACCUUGACCCGGAAGAGUUACUCUCGCAGGCUCGUCGAGAACCUCAGCAGCCGCAGCCUUGAUCCAUGCUCUUCGUUUGACUGCACAACAUCCUCUGUUCAGGACGGUUAAUCCUCCUCGACAUGGUCACGUGAGAGGACCAUGAUCAGAGGCUCCAAGCCGAGGUCCAUCUUCCAAAGGGGAAACAAGCUUUAAUAGUCACGAGUACUAUUUCCACCGCACUGCCCGGCGGGCUCACUCGGCCCUGCCGACGCUCGCCAGCACUGAUCCUGAACGCCGA